AUGGCGUUUUUGUUGGAAGAAGGCGAUGGCAGCGUCGUGGAGGCCGCACUGUCCUUCUUGGAUACCUUUGGACCGGAGGCUCCGGCGACACCGUCCGACAGGGCACCAGAUCCGGUGACAUAUUCCCCAAUCUCUGUAUCGACCAGCGAUAGCUCGUUGGACGUUGUCGAGAAAGAUGGAAGUGAUGCAGUGAAGAAAAGGGAGUGGAACAUCCCCGAUAGGAGGAAGAUGCUGCGAGCUGUUGGCGUCUACGGCAACUCGAAGAAAGUCCGUCGCAACCGCCGGAUCGAGAUCGCCCACCUUCGAGAGCAACUGGAGAAGCUGCAGAUUGAUCUCGAGGUGCUUAAGAGCCAGAAAGGUGCCACGAACACAGUUACGCAAGUUGUUCCUUUGGCCUCGCAUCAUAAGCGGACGAGUGCAGAGACUGUCGCUGACCCGACGAUGUCGACGGUGUGGGAGAAUAUCGCAGACAGUCAACGCAGCCGCAGGGAGAAGACCGAGUGCGAAAGUAUUCGCCUGAAGAUGAUGAUUGCGCACCAGCAGAAGGUGGCGGACAACCUGCGCGCCUUGAUCCAGAAACGAGCGAGUCUGCUGGGUGCGGAGUGCGCCUUCCUUGAGGACGCUGAGAACCCGAUACAUCACACGUUGGACCUCAGUGGGGACCUGGGCGAGUUUCAAGACCUCUUCUAUCACUUGGACAGUGCUUAUCGAGAGGUGAACGCUGUGUUUGCGUCAAACGGUUUAAGCGACAUGGUGGUCACGCGAAGUGAAGUCCGAGUUCGGAAUAGGGUGCGCGGCAAGUACGUGGAGCUGUUCUUCAACAAGGUGCUGCCUUUCAAGCUGAAGGACGCGGCAGAAGCUACAUGGAAUCAGAGGAGGUGA
Molecule: messenger RNA, 882 nt
Organism: Phytophthora sojae
Lineage: Eukaryota; Oomycota; Peronosporomycetes; Peronosporales; Peronosporaceae
Exons: 1
Coding region: 1-882 (293 amino acids)
Source: RefSeq, a predicted model, not a curated record